Messenger RNA from Sordaria macrospora k-hell, 2499 nucleotides. RefSeq lists its product as uncharacterized. Lineage: Eukaryota; Fungi; Ascomycota; Sordariomycetes; Sordariales; Sordariaceae. Gene Ontology annotation, molecular function: protein binding. The record is from RefSeq and is a predicted model, not a curated record.
AUGCCUCCCCGAACAUUUGCGCUUGACUUGAGUCGAACGAGCAGCUAUGUUUGCCAGUCCUGCAUCGCCAGUAUAGGACGAGCCCGCCCGAAUCCACAGCCAUGGCUGGCAAGAAACGCUUCGAGUGCGGCCCGCACCGCUCGCCGACAACGUGCGCCGAUGACAACUAAACAGAUGGAAGAAGAGCAACAACAAAGGUUCCAGGAAGCCCUCAUACGGGAGGCGCAGAAGGAGCCAGCCGACACCGACGAAGGCCCGACCGAACCCCUCUCGGUAAACUACUUCAAUGAAGAAACUGAGGGGCAAUAUCGACAGCUACGCGAUGGUGCCGAGUUCGGCGCCGUCAGUGGCGGAAUCGACAGCGAGAUUUCCGAGGCCAUCAACGACUUGGAGCAGAAGAUGGUCCAGACGAUACAAAUGCUCAACAGCUUGGAGAAAGUUGGGGGCUCCGAACAGGACAAGGCCGAGGAGCUACGAAAACAGUUUAAGAAGAUUCUCAGGGACAAAUACAAGGGGAAGACGGGUCCGGAAGGCGAGUCAUACGGCGUUCUGCGCAUUCCAGGCUUCAGCGGCGUGCGGCAGCGAGCCGUCGCCAACCUAAACUCCUUCCUUGCGCGCGACAGCGUUGUCAAGGGCGGCGUACCCAAGCCAAAGGAUCUGUUCGACUGCUGGAAGUACUACUCUGCAGCACGGAGUUCAUUAGCCACCCAAUGGAGCAACGUGCCGCGGGAGGUCUGGGAUUUUCUGUGGAUGAUUUUGUCCCACGAAGGGGAAGGCGUAGAAAACCCAAACCGGAUGCAUCACAUCUACGUUCUGGCGAAGGACAUGCAAGCUGCGGGGGUGGUGCUGAGAGACUCUCAACAGCUUCUUGCGAUCGAGGCCAUGUUCCUUGAAGGCUGGCAGGAGGAGGCGAUCGAAGCCUGGAAGAAAGCCGUGGUUACCAUUGGCUCCAAACCAGAAACAUUCAAAGGGUACUACGAGUUGGGAGUACGCAUGUGCAGUCUCCACGGAGAUACCGACCGUGCGAUGAGGGCUGCGGAUACUCUCCUCAGGUCCUCGGAAUCACCCAAUCCUCGCAUAAUGAUACCCAUCGUCCGGGCUUUGGCAGCAAAGGAGGAAAGUGCCGAGGAAGCAUGGGAAGUGUACAGGGAUAUGCGAGCGCUUCUCGGAGACACCAUGCAGAUCGAGGACUACGAUGAAGUUAUCGCAGCCUUCUUGGCGGUAAAUCACGUUGAACAUGCCCUGCAGGCCUUUGUCGACAUGAUGUUCUCCGGCCCUAUGGAUAUUCGCGGCAAGACAAGACUACCGACUAUCGUUGGCAACCAUUUCUUCCUUGGCAAGUGGCUGAAGAGGUUAAUAGGAGCAGGAGAUCUCGACGGAGCGUACAAGGUGGUUACAUUCUUACAGAAUAAGGGAGUCGCUGCGUCGCCCAUUCAGCUCAACGGCCUGAUCGGCGCUUGGCUCAGGACAGAAACUGCUGAUAACGUGGAGAAGGCUGACCAGUUGGCUUGGGCCAUGAUCAAAGCCCGUCUGGACUUUGUCGACCUGCGUCGGCGAGCUGCCGCGAUGGAUCGGCCAAUUCGUCUCGUACCCCGUGACGGAGAACCGACACCGGAUGAGUACGUUUGCACUACAAGAGCCACGGUCGAGACCUUCUCUCUUCUUGCCGAGAACUACAGCGCUCGUGGCCUACACGACGACCUUGCAGAACUCUGGACAGCGUUCGAGAUGGCGGAGCUUGGACCGAACAGUUUCAUGAUUAACCAAAUCAUCAAAUCGUAUACCGAGAGCAAGGGGCCACAGGCGGCAAUCGACUUCUACGAGCAAAUGACCAAGAUACGGCACGUGCGUCCCGAUGCGCACACUUUCAUCGCGCUCUACAACACGCUCUCGGUGAACCGGGUGGUAAAGCGAGAUAACCAGCUGGCGGCAGACGACGCCGUCAUUGGCAGGCAGUUCUUCCAGGACAUGGUCAGGAUGGACUGGAAGUUCGACUCGGUCGACGAGUACACCUACCUCCCCCGUUCCGUUCUCUUCUCCAUGCUCAAGGCCAAGGAUCAUGCCGGCAUGAUUAUCGCCGCCCGAACCAUGAAGGAGCUUUUCAACUACUCGCCACCCGAGCAGCUUCUCAUCGAGCUGGCGGCAGGAACCGCUACGCUCCGGGUGCAAAGCAAGCGUAACGUGGAACGCAUCAUGGAGGCCAGCAGGCUCAUCGAAAGCUUGAUCCGGAAACACUCGCAAGUUUUUGCCGACCUUGGAGGAGACCCUGCCAAGAUGACGACACAGGAGAAGGACAACCAGCUUUGUGCGGUAUUCGAGGAGCUGGUCUUGAUCAAGGCGCAUGCCGCGAACGCGGAGAGGAGUGCCGUGAACAAGAUCCUUGCCCAAGCUGCUGAGGAGAUGAGCGUGUUUGAUAUUGUGUUUACGAGGGAUCCGGCGGUGAUUCAGAGGCACAAGAAGCUGAUGAAGAAUAAGGAUGUUCAAGAUGAUGUCGACUGA